GCUGUGGGGUGUGGUUAGACACGAAGUAAACAGCUGGUUCAGGCUGCUGUGCUAUGUAACAGGUUGUUUUUGCCUGAUUCGCUGUGGGGAAAUAAGGCGUCAGUGUAAAUGGAAUCUGGAAACCCGAUGGAACAAGUACUGAUAUUUGAACAAGCGUGAAGAUGGACAAGCAAAGCAAGCUGUCCUCUGCUGCUCGUGCUUCUGACUCUAACUACCAGAUGCAACACAGAAAUGGGCCACUUGCGUCUCACAGUACAUGUUCAAAAUGUCUGGUAUUGCCAAAUCCGUAUGUGUCUGACCAGGUUUCAAAACGGGAUCAGUCAGGUCUGAGGCCACAACAGAAUACAUCGAGCACUAACGGAGUGCCAACACGAGGAGGAGAUGUGCAAAAGAGUCAUGGCCACAGCAGCAGCCAUCUUGCCAAUGAUGACUUGCUGCAGAGACAUCGGUCCAUACAGGAUCCACAAAAGGUGUCAAAAUGCAAAAAUGCCCAUCCUGCUCAGGGUAGAAUUACAGGAAAAAACUUUGAUGCACAGAAAGAAGGUGUGCCAGCUGGUGCUUUGUCUCGGGACAAUAACUCAGGACCAGUAUUGAUGUCAUGGAAUAAUGUAGCAUCUCAGCGUCCAGCGAAAGCUGUCCCAAAAGAGAAGACAAUCAGCAGCACCCACAUGCAGGUGUCAAAAUGCAAAAAUGACCGUACUCAGGGUAGAAUUAUGGGAAAGAACUUCAUGGAUACACAGAAAAGAGGUUUUAGAGACACCCGGUCUGCUCCAAACUAUGAAGAGCCAAAAUCAACACAGACAAAAACAAUCCCCUUUGAAGUGAAAAUAGCUGAUUUUCCAGAGUUAGCUCUUGCUUCUCCAUUCAGAUCAUCCACCCCUGUUCUUCACAAAGAGUGCUGGGGGCCAAUCCCUUCAUCUCUGUCCCCUAAAUCUCAUAAGUCAGGAUCUGCAUGGAAGAGCCCAGUACCUGCAAGGACAGCAUCCUCAACACUACCCAGCUCACACAAAAGUGUCACGGAUGAUGAUCCAGACUCUCCUCAUAUCUCAUCAGGUCAGCCAGCUGUUGCUUUGUCUCAAGACAGUAGUUCGGGACCACUGUUGAUGUCAUGGACUAAUGUAGUGUCUCAACCUCCAAAGAAAGUUGUCCCUAAAGAGAAGCCGAUCAACAGCACCCACAUGCAGUUGGUUGAAACUGCCACACAGCAGGUAGGAGCAGUCUCAGGCCAGAAGAAACGAAAGAAAAGGAAGAAGAAACCAAAAGCUGGCAGUAAAGAUGUGGAUACUGAAUCAGAAGAGCUUUCCAUUCAUCAAGAACCUCCUAAAUUUGAGGAUGAAGCGGAGUUCCCAGGUUUGUCUUUCAGCAUGAGUGACAGAGUGAAAACCAGCAGCAAUGCAACAAAGCUAUGCAAUGAGGAGAACAAGAAAGAAGCAUUUCAGCAUCUGUCUGACAACCAGAACAAGGAAAAAUCACCAGCAUUAAAAAUUCUGCCCACAGACACAGUUACAAAGGGACAAAAACCAAAGAAAGUAUCUGGGAAAAAGAGCAAGGUCCCUAUUCAGCUGGAUUUUAGAAACAUGUUGACUGUGCUAGAAAAUACACAACAGUCAAAGGAUGACAAGCAAGAUGCCAAGCCAGUGGUUCUUUCAGUUGGUGGAGGGCUACCUGUUGUCCAAAAGCAGCCAUCACCACAGAAGAGGUUAUCCUGGAAGCAGGAUAAAAUUGCACACAAUGCUCUGGACUCCACCAGCCCUUUGGUGAAGAAGGGCAAACAGAGAGAAGUUCCCAAAGCUAAGAAACCCUCUCCCAUCAAGAAAAUUAUUUUAAAAGAAAGGGAGGAGAGGAAACAGAGACGUUUGCUGGAAGAGAGAGGAAUGCUUCCUGAAAAUGAGUUUCAACCUGAGAAUGCAGUUGGCAGUCCUGUAGUGGAGCUCGAGGAAGAUCAAAAAUCUAUUGGCACGGACCAGCUGGUGAGAGAGACUGAUGGAGAAACCGACAAAGAAGAAGAGACUGAAGAGCAACAAAGCGUCUCAGAUAUAGCGUACCCUGCUAAUCAAAGAAAGAUCCACAGCAGAAAGUUCAGAGACUAUUGCAGUCAGAUGCUGAGCAAAGAGGUGGACGAGUGUGUGACGUUGCUGCUAAAGGAGCUGGUCCGUUUCCAGGAUCGCCUGUACCAGAAGGACCCCAUGAAGGCACGUAUGAAGAGACGCAUCGUGAUGGGCCUCCGAGAGGUCCUGAAGCACCUCAAACUCAGGAAGAUCAAGUGUGUCAUCAUCUCUCCCAACUGUGAACGCAGCCAGUACAAAGGUGGCCUGGAUGAGGCGCUCCACACCAUCAUGGACACUUGUCAUGAACAGGGAGUGCCAUUCGUUUUUGCUCUCUCCAGGAAAGCUUUGGGUCGCUGUGUCAGCAAGUGCGUGCCCGUCAGCCUCGUUGGCAUCUUCAACUACGAUGGCGCACAGGAUUACUACCACAAGAUGAUCGAGCUGACGUCUAAAGCCAGAAAAGCCUACGAGAUGAUGGUGUCCAGCCUGGAGCAGACAGACCACGCAGCAAAUGCCACAGAGCAGCAACCUGAGCCCGGAGGAGGACACCCAGCCUGAUCCUGACACCACACAUGGAGAAGAACCAGAAUACAUGAGACUUUGGAAAAAAAUGUUUGAGAAGGAAUGCAACCACAAAUUUUUUAACUUUGAGGAGCAACUCAGCUUCAUGCAUCUAGCAAAUGAAAGUACAGAAGAGACUGAUGAAGAUGAGAGGAGUUGACAUUAACAAAGCUUUUCAUGCUGAAACACAAAUGCUCCUCAUCUUUUUUGAACAAAGUUGGACUGAAUACAUCCAGAAAAAUACCAGUGGGACGCUGCUGUGUUUGUCCUCACACGAUGUCAGAAAUGGAAUGUGAAAACAGAUUAUAUUUCCAGUGAAUUUUAUUUUCCUUUGUAAAUGUAAUAUGAUUUUGAACAGCCUAGUAAUAAUUAGCUGAUUUAACUACUGAAAUAUCCGGACCAAAAAAGUCACUUUAAAAGAUCCCACAAUCUGAAUUAUAAACACUGACACAUAGUGAUAUUUAGGA
Thalassophryne amazonica is the source of this 3073-nucleotide messenger RNA. Its product is annotated as selenocysteine insertion sequence-binding protein 2-like. The record is from RefSeq and is a predicted model, not a curated record. Lineage: Eukaryota; Metazoa; Chordata; Actinopteri; Batrachoidiformes; Batrachoididae. The transcript has 21 exons. Bases 162 to 2603 code for a protein of 813 amino acids. Gene Ontology annotation, biological process: selenocysteine incorporation. Gene Ontology annotation, cellular component: ribonucleoprotein complex. Gene Ontology annotation, molecular function: selenocysteine insertion sequence binding; mRNA 3'-UTR binding; ribonucleoprotein complex binding.